This is a messenger RNA of Striga asiatica, 2613 nucleotides long. The record is from the annotation of a GenBank genome assembly. NCBI's taxonomy places the organism in Eukaryota, Viridiplantae, Streptophyta, Magnoliopsida, Lamiales, Orobanchaceae.
AUGGCGUCCAUCGACGCAACACCAAUGUCCCGUCUCGAUUUAACUCCAUGGGACUUGCAAAUGCUCUUACUCGAACCAAUCCAAUACGGGAUUCUAUUUCACAAGCCCAAAUUCCCUAUCAACUUCAUUAUCGAAUACCUCAAAGCCUCACUCUCCCGCGUGCUCGACUACUUCCCCCCACUCGCCGGCCGCCUCUCCACCGAAAAAUCCAACAACAACAACAAAACAGCCGUUUAUUUCGUCGACUGCAACAACAAAGGCGCCGGCUUCAUCCACGCGGCCGCCACCGACGUGUCGGUUGCCUACAUCUCGGAGGCCAAGCACACGCCAGAAAUCGUCUUCUCCUUUUUCCCACUUAACGGGACCCGCAACUUCCAAGGGACCUCCGAGCCGCUAUUCGCCGUCCAAAUCACGGAGCUCGAGGAUGGCCUCUUCGUCGGUUGCGCGGCUAACCACGCCGUUAUGGAUGGCUCGUCGCUAUGGCAUCUGAUCCGCUCGUGGUCCGAGAUUGUCCGCGGACGUGAGAAAAUUUCGAAAAUGCCCUCGUUCGCGCGCGAUUUCCCCGGAUGGGAAAACCGAUCCAUACCCGUCCGUGUGAUCGACUUCGAUGCGAAGAUCGUGCGGCCCCCGUUGGUCGAGAGGAGUUUCCACAUAAGCAAGGAGAGCGUGGCGAAGCUAAAGGCGAGGGCGAAUUCGGAAGGCGAGGAAUUUACGUCGUUUCAGGUGAUCGUGGCUCAUAUAUGGCGGUGCGUGGCGCGAAGCCGGAAAAAGACGGGCGGCAAUAGGGAGGAAGUUUUCGUCACGUCGGUCGGGGCAAGAGGGAAAAUUCCGUUGCCGGAAGGGUAUUUUGGGAAUGCUUUUGAUGUUGCAAGGCUUCACAUGAGUGAGGGGGAGCUGUUGGGAGAUGGGUUGGGCCGAGCUGCGCUUGGGCUCAAGGCCCUUUUUGCGGGGAAAGGGAAGGAGGAGGUUGUGUUGGGCUUUUUGGAGGAGUGGGUGAAGGAGCCUCGGUUGCACGUGCACGUCGAGGGGAGUUUCACGUUUGCGGUGACGAGCUUUCCGAUGUUCGAUGCGUAUGGCGGUAUGGGGAAUGUGGGGUUGGGGAAGCCGGUGGCUGUGAGGAGUGGAAAGGCUCAGAAAUGGGAUGGGAGAGUGAUGCUUUUCACGGCGGCUGAAGGGGAUGGGGUUGAUGUUGAGGUCUGCCUGGUGCCAGAGGUUAUGGCGGCGUUGGAGGAAGAUGCUGACCUUAUUCCUAUGGCGUCCAUCGACCCAACUCCAAUGUCCCGUCUCGACCUAACUCCAUGGGACUUACAAAUGCUCUUACUCGAACCAAUUCAAUAUGGGAUUCUAUUUCACAAGCCCGCAUUCCCCAUAAAUUUCAUUAUCGAAUACCUCAAAGCCUCACUCUCCCGCGUGCUCGACUACUUCCCCCCACUCGCCGGCCGCCUCUCCACCGAAAUAUCUAACAACACCAAAACGGCCGUUUAUUUUGUCGACUGCAACAACAAAGGCGCCAGCUUCAUCCAUGCGGCCGCCACAAACGUGUCGGUCGCCCACAUAUUGGAGGCCACAUACACGCCGGAAAUCGUCUUCUCCUUCUUCCCACUAAAUGGGACCCACAACUUCCAAGGGACCUCCGAGCCGCUAUUCGCCAUCCAAAUCACUGAGCUCGAGGAUGGCCUCUUCAUGGGUUGCGCAGCUAACCACGCCGUUAUGGAUGGCUCGUCGCUAUGGCAUCUAAUCUGCUCGUGGUCUGAGAUUGCCCGCGGCCGUGAGAAAAUAUCAGAAAUGCCCUCCUUCGUGCGCGAUUUCCCCGGAUGGGAAAACCGACAAGUACCCGUCCGUGUGCUCGACUUCGAUGCGAAGAUCGUGCGGCAACCGUUGGUCGAGAGGGCUUUCCACAUAAGCAAGGAGAGCGUGGCCAAGCUAAAGGCGAGGGCGAAUUCAAAAGCAGAUGAAUUUACGUCGUUUCAGGUGAUCGUGGCUCAUCUGUGGCGGUGCGUGGCGCGUAGCCGGAAAAAGACAGGCAGGAAAAGGGAGGAAGUUUUCGUCACGUCGGUUGGAGCAAGAGGGAAAAUCUCGUUGCCGGAAGGGUAUUUCGGGAACGCCAUUGAAGUUACAAAGUUGUGCAUGGGUGAGGGGGAGCUUUUGGGAGAUGGAUUGGGCCGGGUUGCGCUUGGGCUCAAGGAGUUUUUUGCCCGAAAAGGGACGGGGAAGGAUGUGUUGUGCUUCUUGGAGGAGUGGGCGAAGGAGCCUCGAUUGCCCGUGUAUGUCGAGGGGAGUUUCACGUUGGGAGUGACGAGCUUUCCCAAGUUCGAUGCGUACGGUGACAUGGGGAAUAUCGGGUUGGGGAAGCCGGUGGCUGUAAGGACUGGAAAGGCCGUGAAAUGGGAUGGGAGAGUGAUGCUUUUCACGGCAGCAGAAGGGGACGGUGUCGAUGUCGAGCUCUGCCUGGCGCCGGAGGUUAUGGCGGCGUUGGAGGAAGACGAUGAGUUCAUGGAGCUGAUUAAAUCCCAGUGUCUCAACAAGAGAUUCACCUCAGAUAAUGGAAGCUUCGACACAUUUCGUGCAGUGGAAGGAGGAGUUAAAUGCACUAGAGCCUUAGCAAAGACCUAA